Messenger RNA from Brassica rapa (field mustard), 2696 nucleotides. RefSeq lists its product as uncharacterized. The record is from RefSeq and is a predicted model, not a curated record. NCBI's taxonomy places the organism in Eukaryota, Viridiplantae, Streptophyta, Magnoliopsida, Brassicales, Brassicaceae.
GUGUUUAGUGUUAGAUCCACUUGUUUCCUUGCUUGUUGAGGGUUCUCAAUGCUAUUUUAGUCUUGAUCAUACUAAAAUAAAUCUCUAGGCAUUUCCUACCCACAAGGUAUAUGAUGAAAUGCCUAAACCAACUCUUCAAUGCUUUUAGUUUGCUUUACCUAAGGGAUUAGUUGCUAAAGGAGUUAAUAUUGCUAUUAGAUUUGUUCUCCAUGUUUGCUUUAGUAACAUUCAACCUAAGGGAUUAGAUGCUUGAGUUGCUUUAGCAAAAGAACAUUCAUCUAGGGAUAUAGCUUGUUUAGCUUAGUGUCUAGGCAUAAGGAAAAUGUUUGAUUGAUAGCUUGCCACCCUUAGAUUGGAUCUAUAUCACCCAAUAUCAAAUGCCUAGCCCCAUGAGUCCUCUUGCUUCAUAUUGAGAAAGAAAAAAUCAUUACUUUAUUGCAUUAGCUUAUUAGUUCUUAGUUCUUAGUUCAUACCAUCUUUAAAACCGGAUUGCACUUAGCUUAAGCAUGAACUUGCAUUCCCUUUACUUUAGAAUCACCUAGAAUUGGUUCGAGAAUCUUUUAUACUAUAACAUUUGAUUAAGAGCCUUGAAAACUCUUAACAUCACGUGCCCCACGGUUUGUAUGUUUUUUCAUAUCUCCAAAUUUUACAUACCUUCUAUACUAAAAGAGAAACAUUUUUAAGUUAUGACUUUGUAAUCAGUGAUGAAGUGUCAGCUCCACAGAGCUUCUCACAGUCUCAAAUUAAAAAACUUAGAUCUUACUAUGAAAUUGCAUUUUUUUGUUACAUUGGACCGCCCUUACAAUUAUUAAGCUUUCCAUAACAUUAUUAACUAAAAACGUGCAGCAAUAACUAACGUGCAUCAAUAAAUGAUUAUUAACAAACAAUUGACUUACCGAGUCAUCUUCACAAAAUAAUUUUACAGUUUAAAGUUUACAAAAGUUACCGUGCAUGCUUCGUUACUACAUACGUGUUUAUAUGUACCAUGUUCAUAGUCUUUCAGUUCACGAUGACGGUACAGUUUUGAUUGACUGCGAGUUUCUCAAUAAUUUUUAUAACAGUAUAUCAUGUUAAUAUCGCCGCCGUUUAUCAAAAAUGUUUCAUAAUUUUUAACCUUAAACAUAGUUAAGAUACAGCAACAAACAUAUACAGUGUUCGCCCUAGAAAAAUUCUCUCUGGCCCGAUUUCCAAGGUGCACCGCUCAGAUGAAUCUCCUCCGCUCCAACGCCGUCGUUCUUUCCCCUUCCCUCUGAAGCAGCUCCUCUCCCUCUCCAUGGUCCUGAUGGUGACUCCUUUUUCGUCACGGUUCAGACCUCCUCCAGAUCCACCUCCUCCAGAUCUGCCGCCGUGGUCGCUGUGUAAGUCUCGUCCGUUUAAAGCUCGCUUCCUCAUCGUCCCUCCAGAACCUCCAGACGUUCUCCUUCUCCUCGCUCCUCUCCUUCAAACCCUCGAAUCCUCCAUCAAUCCCGUCGUCUUCCUCCCUCGUUGCAGCUCUCCGGUUCCUGUUGAUGUAGCUUCUCCUCUGAGGUUCUUUGCAUCGACCAUUGGUUUAACCGGGACUGUUUUCGUGUCAUUUGGAGUGUGUGUUUCUACUGCUUGGUGCAGAUUUCAGCACAGUUCCACUUUUCAGCUCGAGCCACAGUUUAUCUUUGCAGAAACCUCCUCUCUCUUAGUCAAGCUUUCAAAAGGGACUGAUGCUUCUAAAAAUGGAGGUCUUGGAUGGUGUAUCCAUGGUAUGGAUAAAGCCCAUGACUCUCAAAGCUCUGCUAGGAUACUAUAUGUGGUCUCAACCCUUGCAGCCGAAGCUUUGACGUUGCAGGUGGCCCUUCCUUCAGCAUCAUCUGCUGGAUUUUCAAAGCUUCAAGAAAUUUGGGACUCUAUUGUCCUCUUCUCUGCCCUGCAUUCAGGGAUGGAUUUGAACGAGAUCGCAGGUUGUCUCCUUACAAACUUUGCCACUCUCUUCAAUCCUCUAUCAUUUAACUUUUAUCAGUGCACGGCAUUAUUUGACUGUUGCAAUUGCUAUGUGUGUUUUCUUCAGACUAUGUUUCUCUAUUACUCUAUUUUAAGAUAUGAAUGAAAGAAAUGUUUGACAAAAAAAAACAUAGUUAAGAUACAAUCUAUAACAUGUGUGAUUUACAUUUUUUAGUUUUUGUCAUAUAGUCAUUUAUUGGUUUUCUAAAGUCUAGUAAUGUUCAUUUUGUAAUUUUCUAAUGAUUUUUUUUUAUGUGUUAUAGUUUAUACAAUCGGGCUGCAGUAAUAAAUAUAAUAAAUAUAAAAGUCUUAUUAGACUUGGUAUGAUUUAUUUAUUUUGGUACUUUCUACACGCAAAACCCAUCCAACUUUGAAAGUAAAAAUUGACAUAUAAUUAAUUUAGAGUCCUGUCCAAGUAUAAGCAUUAAUAAAUAAUUAUUUCAAAUUAGAGGCAUUUAUGGUACUAGAUUAUUGUCCAAGUAUAGCAUUAAUAACUAAUAAAUCAGUAUUAGUGGCAUUUAUUUUACUUAGAUACAAAUGAUCAUAAAAUCAUAUAAAUAAUAAAUUUCAUUUAAUAUAUAUUCAGAUUAAAUAUAUCUAUAUAUAAUUGAAAUUAAACUGUAUACCAUAUAAAAGUACAUAAAUAUGUUAAGUUCAAAAUUUUCAUUGCAAAAGUACUAAGGCCUUAAUAUUUUAAUUUUGAAAUAUGCAUUGAAUUUUAAAAA